This is a messenger RNA of Arachis ipaensis, 1527 nucleotides long. The record is from RefSeq and is a predicted model, not a curated record. NCBI's taxonomy places the organism in Eukaryota, Viridiplantae, Streptophyta, Magnoliopsida, Fabales, Fabaceae.
AUGCUACUCCGCAUGGACGAUGAAUCAGGACAUUGGCACGUUGCGUACUUUUCAGACGCGCAUAACCACCACGUUCUUGAGUUGCAAUUUUCUUCCAUGCUCCCAGGCCAUCGGAGGAUGAGCGAAGCGGACAUCGAGCAGAUGAACGACAUGCGCAAAGGGGGCAUUGGUGUCUCCCGAAUCCACGGUUUUAUGGCGAGCCUAGCCGGCGGGUAUCAUAACGUCCCGUACACAACAAGGGACAUGCACAAUGUAAAUGCGAAGCAACGAAGGGAGGGUGGCCUAGACGCGGAAUCGUGCCUAAGGUAUCUCCGAGAGUGCAAGACAAAUGAUCCAACACUGUACUACAAGGAAGUUGUUGACGGUGAGGGCAUGUUGCAACAUUUGUUUUGGUGUGACGGCACGAGCCAAAUUGAUUACCAGGUGUUUGGAGACGUGGUUGCAUUUGAUGCAACGUACAAGAAAAACGUUUACCUUUCACUUCUUGUAGUAUUCUCCGGUGUGAAUUACCACAACCAAACGGUUGUCUUUGCCGCUGCACUGGUGGCAGACGAGAAAGAAGAGACCUAUGUCUGGCUGCUUCAACAGUUGCAAACUUCAAUGAAAGGGAAGGCUCCCAUGUCCAUAAUAACCGACGGUGACAGGCAAAUGAAGUCUGCGAUCGAGCAAGUUUUUUCAGAGGCUCACCAUCGACUCUGCGCUUGGCAUCUACUCCGAAACGCCACUAGCAACAUCGGAAAGCCCAAAUUCACCAGGAUGUUUAGGGAUUGCAUGCUUGGCGACUACGAGGUCCGAACAUUCCAGAGAAAGUGGUUUGAGAUGGUUGAGAAAUUUGGCGUCGCCGAUAAAAGAUGUGUACAGGAUAUGUACGAGAGAAGGCAUAGUUGGGCCACAGCACACAUACGGGGAAAGUUCUUUGCCGGAUUUCGAACAACAUCAAGGUGCGAGGGCUUGCACGCUGUGAUAUCACGGUAUGUUAAGUCUCAAUACAGCUACACUGAGUUUUUACGUCAUUUCCAUGGAUGCUUGAUGUUCGUGCGUGCAAAGGAGGUGGAGGCUGAUUUCGAGUGUGCAAAGGGUGACCCUGUUAUGAGCACAAACCUGAAACAGCUGGAGUGGAGUGCAGCCGAGAACUACACUCGUGCAAUAUUCUAUUUGUUUGUUCCCAUUCUUGACAGGGCCUGUGCAAUGAGGGUGGUUGACUCUGAAGACAACGGUUCCUAUUUUAUCCACACCGUCUCUCGAUACGGCACUCUGGGGAAGGAUUGGCGUGUUGUUGCAACGUCUGAUACAAGGGAGGCCCGAUGCACGUGCAUGAGAAUGGAAUGUUUCGGGGUCCCCUGCGAACAUAUAAUUGCGGUGCUUGUUCUGAACAAUGUUCAUGAGAUCCGGAGGUCUCUGAUAUUGCCGAGAUGGACCAAGGAUGCAAAACUUGUGGCGGUGCAGUCGAUGGGCGUGAUUCUGGAUUCUAGACAUUGCCAUGUUGAUGCUGAAGCACUUCGAGAACGAAGAUGCAGGGGACACUAG